CAGCGUGCCGGGCAAGCCGGUGUACUCGACCCCUUCGCCGGUGGAGAACACGCCUCAGAACAACGAGUGCAAGAUGGUGGACCUGCGGGGCGCCAAGGUGGCCUCCUUCACGGUGGAGGGCUGCGAGCUGAUCUGCCUGCCGCAGGCGUUCGACCUCUUCCUCAAGCACUUGGUGGGCGGCUUGCACACGGUCUACACCAAGCUCAAGCGCUUGGAGAUCACGCCCGUCGUCUGCAACGUGGAGCAGGUCCGGAUCCUCCGGGGCUUGGGCGCCAUCCAGCCGGGCGUCAACCGCUGCAAGCUGAUCUCCAGGAAAGAUUUCGAGACCCUCUACAACGACUGUACCAACGCAAGUUCCAGACCUGGACGGCCUCCUAAGCGGACUCAAAGUGUCACCACCCCAGAGAAUUCACAUAUCAUGCCGCAUUCUGUCCCUGGUCUCAUGUCUCCUGGAAUCAUCCCACCAACAGGUUUGACAGCUGCAGCAGCGGCGGCAGCGGCUGCCACCAAUGCAGCUAUUGCAGAAGCCAUGAAGGUGAAGAAAAUCAAAUUAGAAGCUAUGUCGAACUAUCAUGCCAGUAAUAACCAGCAUGGAGCCGAAUCUGAAAAUGGGGAUCUGAAUUCUAGUGUGGGUCUGGAGCUCCCUUUUAUGAUGAUGCCCCACCCACUCAUUCCUGUCAGCCUGCCUCCAGCAUCUGUCACAAUGGCAAUGAGCCAGAUGAACCACCUUAGCACGAUUGCAAACAUGGCAGCUGCAGCACAAGUACAGAGUCCUCCCUCAAGAGUUGAGACGUCUGUUAUUAAGGAACGAGUACCAGACAGCCCUUCCCCUGCUCCAUCCCUUGAAGAAGGCCGAAGGCCUGGUAGUCAUCCAUCAUCUCAUCGUAGCAGUAGCGUAUCCAGCUCACCUGCCCGAACUGAAAGUUCUUCAGACAGAAUCCCUGUCCAUCAGAAUGGCCUAUCCAUGAACCAGAUGUUGAUGGGUUUAUCACCAAACGUCUUACCUGGUCCAAAAGAAGGUGAUCUUGCUGGCCAUGACAGUGGGCAUGAUUCAAAAAGAAUCCACAUGGAGAAAGAUGAGACCCCGCUCUCCACACCAACCGCAAGAGACAGCCUUGACAAACUUUCGCUAACUGGUCAUGGGCAGCCACUACCUCCGGGUUUUCCGUCUCCUUUCCUAUUUCCUGAUGGAUUAUCCUCCAUAGAAACCCUCCUGACCAACAUCCAGGGCCUGUUGAAGGUUGCCAUUGACAAUGCUCGAGCUCAAGAAAAGCAGGUACAACUGGAAAAGACAGAGCUCAAAAUGGAGCUGUUCAGGGAACGAGAACUGAGGGAAACACUUGAAAAACAAUUGGCAGUGGAACAGAAGAACAGAGCAAUAAUUCAGAAAAGGUUAAAGAAGGAAAAGAAAGCCAAGAGGAAACUGCAGGAAGCACUUGAAUUUGAGACAAAGCGGCGAGAACAAGCAGAACAGACACUGAAACAGGCUGCUGCCACAGAUAAUCUCAGGGUCCUAAAUGACUCUCUGACCCCAGAGAUAGAAGCUGACCGCAGUGGGGGCAGAACAGAUGCUGAAAGGACAAUACAAGAUGGAAGACUUUAUUUGAAAACUUCUGUCAUGUACUGAACCUGGUCAGCUGAAGAAAUAUGUGCUACAGUUCAAAGAACUCUGCAGGAAAGACAUUCACCAUAUUGGAAGUUCUGCAAAAACAAAGGUGCUUUCCAGUCAACUUGGGCCACUUCAUGUAUUUGUACAAAGGUUCUGAGCUUUCUGCAAGAGCGUCCUCCACCCUAGGGUUCCUCCCUGUGUUGCAGAGAAUGGUUCUACCACUUAUGUAGCACUCCUCUUAACAGCCAGCAAGUGAGAAUUGUGCUGUUGGACACUUCUUUGUACAGACCAGCCAGAGAAAGACCUUCCAUUCCCUUUUCAAAGGAAUGAAAACUGUGUCCUCCUCUGAUUUUGUGAGCACAUCAAGCAAACCUUCCACAGUGUCCACUUCUGUACUGAAUGACUAGAAUAUCAUAUAUAAACCAGCGAGACAGUAGAGAAGUUCAGAUUUCUAAAAGAGGCCUAAGAAGAUUCCUUAAAGAACACAUACAAAAAGAGAGAGAAUAGAAGUAGACAAUUCAAAAAGCCAGUGUUUUUCCCCAGAUACUAAAGAAUUCUUGUUUCCCUUAAAGACAUAUUUUUCCAGAUAUGAAGAAGCCAAUGGUACAUUAAGGAAGUCAAAACAAAUUUAUGUUGGGGAAAAAUAAGUACAGAAUUUAAACAAGAUGACAUUACUGUCUUCAGUAGUCUCUUUCUUGGAAUAAAUACAAUUAACCAUCUCAUAUAAUUUCUCAUUCUAAACUGACAGCAGUUUGGGAAGGGGAGUGAUGAGACAAUGUUGCUUCUUACUGAACCUGUUGGUCAGAUGUACAGUAUAUAACCACAAACCACACACAGAAGGUAUUAUGUAUGCAGUAGAAUACUAGCUUUUAGGAAAACAACAAUUUUAGAUAAUAUGUUUUGUCACCCUGUUGGUCCAAAUGACACCUUUCUAAUUUUAAAGCAUGCAGGCAUGUAAAUAUUUGUCCUGAAGUCACAGUAUUAAUGAACAGGAUCUUACGCAUUUGGGGAUGACAGCCACUUUUAUUUGUAUAUUGGUCAGUGCUGUGAAACAGCACUUUUAAGAGUGGAUUGUGGCUCACAAGCAAGUCAACCCGCCAGAAAUAUUUUUAUAUGUUAAUGUCAUAUUACUUCAACGUUGCUGAAGAGGGGGGAAAAACCCUGAAGGCUAAACAGACACUUGAUGUAUCAGUCCAAUACCAUGUAGAUCUGAGUGAUAAAGUUGAAGUCUUUUGUCCUUCCAACCUGCCUUGUCUUAUGCAAGGCUGGUUUUGUGUUAUUUUUGCUGUCUUUAUAAAUGCUAUGAUAUCUGUUCUCCACUUUUGUGCUCAUAACCGGAAGCAAGCUGCAACACAGUGCUUAUUACAUUUUCAAUUCUCUUCUUUGCCGUGCAUAUUUCUCCAGGUAACCCAUUUAAAGACUACUUUGAAGAUAAACAUUAUCAUAUAUGAUUAUGCUUCCUUCACAGGUAAUGUUUUAUACGUUUGUGAUAUGCAUUGUUGUAUGGAAAUAUAAUCAGACCUGUAAACCCUAAACAUCUUCCACCUUUAGUAAUUCUGAUGGUCAAAAUAAUAUCUGUGUCCAAAUUGAAAUAAUUCUAUUUUUAAAAGUCAAGAUCUCAGUGUUCACAUUCCGCGUCCCCAAUCACAGUAUUUCAGAGUUGAAUUUAUUCAUGGCCCACCAUGAUUUUAAAUCUAGAAAUGUGUUUAAAAGUUUCAUCUCACAGAAUUAAAAAAAGAAACUUUAGGAAGUUAUUAUUCCCUGAAACUUUGUAGCAGACUUCUUCUUCUUCUUCUUCUUCUUCUUCUUCUUCUUCUUCUUGAAAUGUGCUAAAUGCUCCAGAAAAUCCAUAUUCCUUUUCAGUGCAGUCUUUAAUGGGUUAACAGCUGUCAUUAGAUGAACUUUGUGGCAAACUGCUAAAUUAUUUAAAUGAGAGGAGAAUUUUUAAAAAUUAAAAUUGAACUAAAAUGAAAUCUACAGUAGUAUCUACCAUUGCUCUUGCUCCUUGCAGAGAAUCACCUGUAAGUAUGUUAAUCGUUUUUACAGUGUAUACUUUCCAUACUCUUUGGGUAUGCAUCUUUGUUUGGUUUGGUACAUACGUAAAUGGAAAUGCUGAGAAUAAUGAGGAAAAGUAUAUCUUAUUAAAACAAGUGUAAAUAUUACGUUCAUGAAAUGCUACCGUAUGAUGAAUUUGGGUUUCUUUGUUCUCCUUAGUUACACAAAAAGUUUUUUCCCUCUGCCUAGAUUAUGAAGAAAUGUGUUUAUGUUAUUGUUUAAAUGCUUUUUGUAAUCUUAAAGAUAUUAAUGUCUAGUUGUUCUAUAUUAUAACCACCUUUGCGCUCUAUGCAAACCCUCGGAACAGAACAUUCUCAUCUUCAUGUAGGACCUAUGAAAAUUGUCUAUUUUUAUCUAUAUAUUUAAAGUUUUCUAAAAAUGAGAAAAAAGGUUAUUAUGAAUUUUGUUGUACAAAAUCUGUACAAAAAAUCUGUUUUUACAUCAUAAUGCAAGAAUUGGAAAAUUUUUCUAUGGUAGCCUAGUUAUUUGAGCCUGGUUUCAAUGUGAGAACCACGUUUACUGGUAUUGUAUUUAAUUUUCUUUUUUUUUUCCUCCUCCUUUUCAACAAUCUGCUAAUAAAACUGUCUGAAAUCUG
Pogona vitticeps (central bearded dragon) is the source of this 4259-nucleotide messenger RNA. NCBI's taxonomy places the organism in Eukaryota, Metazoa, Chordata, Lepidosauria, Squamata, Agamidae. The record is from RefSeq and is a predicted model, not a curated record.